AAAAAUAGAUAUUUAUAUUUGAUUGCAUGAGCAGAAAAGAAUAAGACAUCAAGAGAUUGAUUGCUUCAUAAGUAAAAAUGUUAUGUAAAUGAUUUCUUCUAGUGUCACAUUGGUACAAAACAACUCCAUUUUGAUAUGAAGAGAUAUGUAUCACACAGAAGUGAUAAUGGUGCAUAUAUUCUGAAUUUAGAGGAAACCUGGUAGCACAUAAAAUUAGCUGCCAGAGUAAUAGCAGCAGUUGAUUAACCUCAAGAUGUUAUGGUAUAAUAAAUGAUGAUUAAUAAAGGUUGUUUCAUCAAGACCAAUUGGAUAAAGAGCAGUCAUAAAAUUUGCUCACUAUACUCAUGCUAGCUCAACAAGAUCAUCGAGAUGGACACCAGGUACAUUGACAAAUCAAUCAAACAGUGCUAGUGGAAAAUUCUAAGAACCUUAAUUGUUGAUAGUAACAGAUCCACAUUUGGUAUAUAUUUAAAUAAAUAUUUGUUAGGAUAAAUAAGCUAUUGUAGAAGCAUCUUAUGUUAAUAUUCCAGUUAUUGCUUUAUGUAAUUCAGAUAAUCCUUUGUAAUAUGUUGACAUUCCAAUUCCAGUUGGAAAUAGAGAAACUAAAGCAAUAUCAAUGAUCUAUUGGUUAUUGGCCAGAGAAGUCAAGAUCUUAAGAGGUGAAUUAAGAUAAGGUAUAAAUUAUUCUAUAAUUUUAUAGAUGAGGAAUGGGAUGUUUUAGUUGAUUUGUUCUAUCAUAAGGAAAUCACUAAUGAUUAAUUAGGUGUAGCAGAUAACUAAGUUAAAUAAGAAGGUGAUGGAGAAGAACCAGAACAAUAAGGUGAUGCAGAAAAAGCUGAUAAAGAUUGGUGAUAAAAUAUAUUAUAAUUAUGUAAAGUACAUGUAUGUCA
This is a messenger RNA of Paramecium sonneborni, 890 nucleotides long. The record is from the annotation of a GenBank genome assembly. Lineage: Eukaryota; Ciliophora; Oligohymenophorea; Peniculida; Parameciidae.